AUGGAUCAGAAGGAACCUAUUGACUUGUUCUUAUUCACUUAUAAUUGUGGUAAAUCCCCUGUAGGGUCCGACAACUUUGUUUCCAAGUUAACUAAAUCCUUACCACCACAACUUUCAAGCUUAUAUGUAUUUGGAGUAGAAGAAUUAUGUGAUAUAAUAGAUGGAACUUCCUUUAAAGUGUCUAAUCGUCAUUUCUUAAGACUCAAUCAAGCAAUCUUAGAUGCUUUGAACACCAAGUACGGUGAAGAAGGUACCGUGUUUCAUACAUUAUCGAUGGUUCAUAUUGGAGCCAUUGGAUUGAUUGUUUUAUCACCUUAUCCCCUGCUUUUCUCUGAUAUACAUGCCACCAAAACUGCUUGUGGUUACUUUUAUUCAUCUUUGAAGGGAGCUGUUGGAAUUAGAUUGAAUUACAAGAAAUCUGUAGAGUUAACCUUUGCCAAUGCACAUUUAUCAGCAUAUGAAGGAGAGUUUUACUAUCAGAGAAGAAAUCAACAAGUUAUAAGUUUGAUGAGGGCAUUAGAUUUCAAUGACGGUUUCGGAUUCUUGAAACCAAAUUCACACUCUUUCUUUAUGGGUGACUUAAAUUAUCGUACGGUCAAGAGUAUCAAAGAGAAGUCGGUCAUUACAGAAUUGGCAUCGUUACAAGAUCAAUCACUUUCUUUAUCCAAUCCUAUUGAAGAAUUAGUUCAAAAGUAUGACGAAUUAAGUGAAGCUAUUAGAAAAGAUGAGGUUUUUAUGGGCUUUACAGAAGGUUGUAUCAAUUUCCCUCCGACUUACAAGUUCCACGUUGGAACAGGUAUUUAUAACGUCAAACGUUCACCUAGUUGGUGUGAUAGAAUCUUAUAUCAGUCCACAUACAAUAUGAAAACCAACGGUCAGGAAGAACCCUAUCCCAGGAUCAACCAAUAUAACAGUUUAAAAACCUUAUUGACAUCAGAUCAUCUACCAGUAUUUCUUUCUAUCACUAUCCCGUUUGAUGCUCCGGAACCAAUAAUUGCCGAUAAUGGGUAUUUGAAGAUUUUACCUAACGAUCAAGUCAUUGAUCACUUCCAUAGGGACAAAUCUGUAUUUGCCGAUAAUGCUAGUGGGCCAACCCAAAUUUAUAUGAAACCUACCAAAGUCGACAGAAUCGUUAACUACAUUGUCACUCCUACAGUUGAUUCUAUCAUGGGUAACACCCUUUGGUUUACCACUACUUCCAAUGGGAGAUUGGUGUUACUUCUAUUCUUUUUGAUCGUCGGAUCUGGUUUGAUAUUUUGGUACUAG
Molecule: messenger RNA, 1266 nt
Organism: Yamadazyma jaroonii
Lineage: Eukaryota; Fungi; Ascomycota; Pichiomycetes; Serinales; Debaryomycetaceae
Source: the annotation of a GenBank genome assembly